GAAAAAUAAUGGCUUCAUCAUCGUAGUAAAACACCGGUAUAUCGUUUUUAUCUAAACGUAGCAUUCAAAGAGUCAACAGAUCUGAUAAUGUAUGCUCUUAGUUUGACACACAUAUCCGCUACAUAGCUUUAUAACAUUAGCCCGGCAGCUAACUAGCGUAAAUUGACGUUAACGUUGGACGAUGACGGUAAAGAGACAUAAUCGGACAUGUCUCAUACUGCUCGCCAUCUUUUUGCUCGUUUUGAGUGAGCAGCUGGUGCAAACAGCCUCUGAGUAUGAUCCCUACAAAAUCCUCGGGGUCAGCAGGAGUGCCAGUCAAGCAGAAAUCAAAAGGGCAUACAAGAACCUCGCUAAAGAAUGGCAUCCAGAUAAGAACAAAGACCCUAAGGCAGAGGACAUGUUCAUCAAAGUCUCAAAGUCAUAUGAGAUUUUGUCCAAUGAGGAGCGAAGAUCCAACUUUGAUCGCUAUGGACAGAUGGAUGAAAACCAGCCCUUCGGCCAGUCACAGCAUCAAGGUUUCCGCAGCUUCCACAACAGCUUCUACUUUGAUGAGUCUUUUUUCCAUUUCCCCAGGUCCAGGGACUUUGCAGACAGCAAGUACCUGCUUCACCAUGCACAGUUUAACAGCGAUGUCCUUCCAGACAGCCACAAGAGGCCAUACCUCAUCAAAGUGACCUCUGAGUGGUGCUUUGCAUGCAUCCACAUUGAGCCUGUGUGGAAGGAGACAGUGCAGGAGCUGGAGCCGCUGGGUGUGGGCAUUGGCAUUGUGGACUUGGGUUAUGAGCGUCGUCUGGCCAACCAGUUGGGAGCUCACCGCGCCCCUUCCAUCAUCGGGCUGGUGAACGGCAGGGUGACCUUCUUCCAUCAAGCUGUGGUACGAGAGCACCUGCGACAGUUCAUUGAAGACCUGCUGCCCCAGAGGCUGGUGGAAAAGAUCACAGAUAACAACUACCUGCCUUUUCUGGAUAACUGGCCUGCAGAGAAUAAACCCAGCGUUUUCUUGUUUGACCAAGUCCCCAUUGUUCCCCUACUCUACAAGUUAACAGCAUUUGCCUACAGAGACUAUGUUCGUUUCGGCUAUGUGGACCAGGGCGACACACACAACACUCGGCUCCUGCGCCAGUUCAACAUUAACACAUACGCCCCCACCAUGCUGCUGUUUAAGGAGGACACAGAAAAGCCAGUUGACAUUAUCCAGGCCAGAGGGAUGAAGCGGCAGAUCAUGGAUGAAUUUGUCUCCAACAACAAGUUCCUGCAGGUGCCACGGCUGGUCAACCAGCAGCUGUUUGAUGAGCUGUGUCCUGUCAAGCAGUUCCACAGACGAAGGAAGUACUGUGUGCUGCUGAUCACAGGUGAGGAUCAGGCCUUUCUUCCGGGCAAUAAGGCCUUCCUGGACUUCGCCUCAACUAACAGAAAAGAGGUGCUGCGCUUUGCAUACGUUUAUCAGCGUCAACAGCAGCCUCUGUGUCAGGCACUGCUUCAAAACCAGGCUGCGCUCUCACCUCAGGUGGUGAUUCUGGAGAGGCGGAGUCAGGCUGGAAAGGUCCUGUACCGCUCUAUGAGUGGUGGCUGGAAUGGCAGUGAAGAAGACAAGUACCGCCUCCAUGAACAGCUGGAGCUCCUUCAGAAAGACCCCACCUACCUGAGCUCAGAUGCCACCCUGCCAGAACUCAACAACGAGAUGGCCCCCAUAUUUCUCAUUCAGUGGAUGAAUGCGGCGUAUGAUUAUGUCCUUCAAAUAUACGAUGACCUUCUCUACUCAAACUGGCGAGAGAUGAUGCCCAUCCUGUCACUGAUUUUCUCAGCUCUCUUCAUCCUUUUCGGCACCGUCAUCAUUCAGGCCUUCAGUGAGCCAGGUGAGAGCAAACCCCGGCCGUCAAAGCCAAAAGAGCAACCACAAACUCAAGACGAUGCAUCUAGUAGAUCUACUACCUCCAGCCGUCCUCCCAAGAAGGACUUUGUGGAGGUGACAGAGCUGACAGACAUCACGUACACCAGUAACCUGGUUAAGCUGAGGCCUGGACACAUCAAUGUUGUACUGGUGCUCACCAAUGCCUCCAAGAAUGCCUUGCUCAGGAAAUUUGCCAAGGAGGUUUUCUCUUUCUCUGGGACUCAGACCCUCCACUUCUCCUUCCUCAACGCUGACAAGCACCGCCACUGGAUGCCGGCUCUCCUUCGCUCAGCCUCUGAUGUUGCGCAGAACGAGGGCCAUUCAGAUGAGGAUGAGGAGUCUUCAGACUACUCCGGCUUUGUCCUGGCCCUCAACGGCUACAAGAAAUACUUUUGCCUCUUUAGGCCCGUCUUCACAGGGGACGAUCCCGGUGAUGCCUCGUCCACGUCCGAGACCUCAUUCUCCUCUGACAGCAGGAGAAAAUCCCGCUCCAGGUCCAGGUCCAGCUCCCACUCUCGAUCCCGCUCCCAUUCCAGGGAGGACGGGGCGCCCCCCAAGAGAGGCUCCAGCAGGGCCACUAGCAUAGAAGUCCACCACAAGCUUGACAGGCUUGGACUGUGGAUGGAGAGGCUAAUGGAGGGUACCCUACCUAGAUUGCAGGUCCCUGUGUGGCCGUCACUGGUUGAAGCUGCUAAUAGCUCCUCCACAGAAAGCUGAGGUCAAAGUAAGAACGGUGUAUGAAUAGAAGCUUUUACACUUUAUGUUCUUGCCUCCUGAUUAAGUUCUUUAGCAAGAAAACUGCAGACAUGUUGCUGUUUUCUAAGGAUUACUCUAGUUCUCUUUGGCGCUGCUAGGUUUCUGCACUGAACUUUUUGCAGCCUGUUUACAGAUUAUUUUGUCUGUUAGAUAGUGUGGUCACAUGACGACUGAUGGCUCAACGUAGUGUGCUGCCAGUAACCUUUAAAAUGCAUCUCUGUGCAUGUUAAAGAUCUGAGAUGAAUGCUUAUUAAGGCAAAAAAUCUGAGCUGAAUAACGCUGCUUCAUGAAUGUGCAGAGGCAGAAAGAGGAAAACAAUAAAAACAGAUUCUUGUAAUGCAUUCUUUAAAAUGUCAGAGCUGAGCUUUAGCACAUACAUCUCCACUCUCUUCUGAUUGCAGGUCAAGCAAAUCUCUUUCGUUUUACUUUUCAUUGCACAUGUGACCGUUGGAGUGUUUUCACAGCCAACAGACUUGACAUAAUGGUACCAACAUUAGCUGUAGCCUGUGUAUGUGUGUAGUGAUUCCUUUGUAUGUGUGCGCUACAGCUCAACCACCAGUACUUUGUGUUAUUUCCCUCUCUUGUCUCUUAACAUUCAUGAAGUGAACUCAUGCAACUCGAGAUAAGCGCAGGUUUUCUCGCUCAACUUUAGCAGACACGUCAUCAAAGUCAUUCGAACCACCUGGAGCCUCUGAAAUAGUUCAGAGCCCGAACACAUCUUUUACACUUGGCAGUCCUCUAAUCAGGUUUGGCAUUGUUUCCUUCUGUUGGAGUAUUUUUGCUUUAUGUCAUCAGAUCUCCACCUGGACUUUCUUUGGAAGCUGCUUAAUGAGAGUAAAGACUAGAAAACUCAGCUUUUUGCACUGAAUCUAUAGAUAUAUUAUGUUUUUUUAAGGACCCUUCAGUGGAACUCACUUAUCAGCCAUUCAUUAUUGUUAGAUCUGCCUAUACCCCUUUUUAAAAUACAAAGUUUAAACUCAUACAUAAUUAGCAGUUAUAAUACUUAUUUCAUAGAUAGUACCA
Molecule: messenger RNA, 3670 nt
Organism: Scomber japonicus (chub mackerel)
Lineage: Eukaryota; Metazoa; Chordata; Actinopteri; Scombriformes; Scombridae
Gene: dnajc16l
Product: DnaJ (Hsp40) homolog, subfamily C, member 16 like
Exons: 15
Coding region: 182-2608 (808 amino acids)
Source: RefSeq, a predicted model, not a curated record